AAACGAAAGAGUUAAAUAUUAUAAUUAUUGGCAUAACUAAUCAUCCGGGAGAGUUGGAUGCGGCUAUGACGCGGUCGGGCCGGCUCGAAGGGUAUUGGGAAAAAGUUAAGGAAAUUACUUGGGAAGAAAAACAAAAGUGUUCUUUGGAAACAGGAAUUUCGUUUAUUGAUAUCAGAAGUGCUCUUCGACGGGACGACUCGUCGGCCGCUGAUAGUGAGAAAUAUCGUUUCUGGCUAGCACAGAUUCGGGAAGGAAAAGUAGAAGAAACUGAAGGGCAUACUUUACAUGCCACAGAAGCAGAAGCCCGCAAAAAAAGUGAAAAAGAAAAAUUUGCUGGAGCCUUGGAGAGUUAUACAGUGGAAUGUUUAUUACCGGACGGUCAAUGUUUACAAUUAGCUACUAGUCAUUACUUUGGAGAUAACUUUUGUCGGGCGAUGGAGGUCAAGUUCCAAAACCAGCAAAAUCAAUUUCAAUAUCCCUUUUCAACUUCCUGGGGCACUUCGACUCGGGCCAUCGGGGCAAUUGUCAAAGCCCAUGCUGAUAAUUGGGGAGUAAUUUUGCCAUUUGCUAUUGCUCCCGUCCAAAUCGCUUUUAUUUUGGUCCAGCCCAACGAGGAGUUGGUUAAAUACUACCAGGAAAUAAGCGGUUUGUUGGGGGAUGCUCGCUAUCGCUGUCAAUUAUAUAAUGAGAGUUCACAGAUUAAUAAGAACAUUCUCCAAGCCGACCGAGAAGGGUGUCCGUUGAAAAUAAUUUUGGGACCGGAAGAAUUAAAAAAACAGGAAAUUACUCUGGUAAGGAGAGAUAAUGUGGAAAGAAAAAUUACUAUUAAGUUGGAGGAAAAUGAAACAGAAAAAAAAUACAUUACGGCCGUUGAAAAGUACUGGGAAGCAAUAAGCGGGAUUAACCAAGAAAGUAAAGAAGUAUUAAUAAAGGAAAAAGCAAAAAUGGCUAACUCAUUUAGACAAGGCCAGAGAGCCGGAAAAAUUUUUGGGGUUAUCAGUAAAGAAGCCGCAGAAUUACAAAAAAAUCUCUAUCAAAAAAGCGUGGAGUUUCGCGACCAGCAUAUUUUUUCGGUUUCCAGUUUGACCGAAUUAGAGAAAAAAAUAAAAGACGGAAACAAGGGUUUAUUUUUGGUCCCUUUUUGUAAUAAUUUAGAUUGCGAAUUGAAAAUUAAGGAAAAAGUGCCUUCGUAUAGUAUUCGCUGUCUUUAUCUUAACGGCAAAAAAAACUCGGUUGUUAAAUGUCUUUUUUGUCAAGCGGAAACC
Molecule: messenger RNA, 1265 nt
Organism: Racocetra persica
Lineage: Eukaryota; Fungi; Glomeromycota; Glomeromycetes; Diversisporales; Gigasporaceae
Source: the annotation of a GenBank genome assembly